This is a messenger RNA of Daldinia childiae, 1350 nucleotides long. RefSeq names its product DNA repair protein rad9. Gene Ontology annotation, cellular component: checkpoint clamp complex. Gene Ontology annotation, biological process: mitotic intra-S DNA damage checkpoint signaling; DNA repair; cellular response to ionizing radiation. NCBI's taxonomy places the organism in Eukaryota, Fungi, Ascomycota, Sordariomycetes, Xylariales, Hypoxylaceae. The transcript has 5 exons. Bases 1 to 1350 code for a protein of 449 amino acids. The record is from RefSeq and is a predicted model, not a curated record.
AUGGCUGUAUUAAAUUUCACUUUAAGUGAAGAAGGGGUCAGUAGACUAAGAGACGCAUUAACUUGUCUCGGUAAAUUCAGUGAAGAAGUUUCUCUUGAGGCAAGGAAGGACAAAUUUGUCUUUACCACCCUAAAUCCCUCCAGGACGGCGUAUCUGUCUUUCUCCUUCGUAGCUCAUCGAUUCUUCUCAAAAUACCAUUUUGAAGGUGUACCUCAAAACCGAGAAAGAUUCUUUUGCAAGCUUCAUAAUCGAGCAUUGCUAUCUAUUUUUAGAGCUAGAAGUGGCGACCCUUUGCAUGAUAGGGAAAAAGAUACCACCAUUGAACAUUGCGAUGUGGCAAUUGUAGACGAACCUGGCAAGAAAAGUAGAUUUAUUGCUAAGAUCGUGUUCCGUAAUGGCAUAACUACUAAAUAUCGACUACCUUUUGAACCUACUGUGCCAAUCCACGGCAAGUUUGAUAGGGACCAAGUAUCAAAUCGUUGGUCUAUACCAUCUCGGACCCUGCGUCACAUUAUGGAUUAUUUUGGUCCCGGCAUAGAAUACCUUGAUUUCCAUUCCGAGGACGAUGAGACUGUCAACUUUACUUGCUUCACCGAAAAGAUCAAGAAUGGGGAAGAAGUUUUGAAGAAGCCUCUUCACACAUCCAUUGCCGUUGAACGGGAUGAAUUUGAAGACUUUGAGGUUCAGGAGGAUAAGCUGCAUAUCGUAAUCAGCGUAAAAGAUUUCAGGGCAAUUAUCCAGCACGCAAAUUUCCUCGGCAGUCAGAUCUCGGCAUACUACUCAGUGCCGACCAAACCGCUGCAGCUAAAGUAUGAAGGCGAUGGGAUCAAAUGUGAAUUCCUUCUGAUGACGGUCGGAGAAAGGGGAGCACCCGGCCAGAAGACCAAGAAAACUCGCGGUGGCGCCAAAGGACCAAAACCGCCGCAACUUGAAGCUGCUACUAGUAGUAGGGCUACAUCGCAUGCGCCGACGCCAGCUUCAAGGAUGCCUCCUCAGCCACAAGCACCACGGCCUGAACCCGUACCUUCUCUCAGACCAUCGAUUGUUCGUCCAUCCCAGCGGCCACCUCCAGCGACAUUUGAGUCCGAGUCACUCUUCGUCCCCCAGGACGACGAGCAUCAAUGGGAUCCUGUGAAUGUUGGUGGAGAUGAGGACGAGGAAGAGAAUGCCCGAUUAGAAUGGGAUGUUAGGGGUGACUUCCAUGCACCAGCGACGAACGCGAGGUCCAUGAUGACAAAUCGGAAUACUCAGGAGUCGAGGUUCAAUGAUACUACUGAAGAUACCCCCUCGCACUUUGAACCAACUCAACGCCUUUCGCAAGUUCGGAGGUUCGGCCUCUUUGACGAUUAA